This is a messenger RNA of Aspergillus fijiensis CBS 313.89, 3230 nucleotides long. Its product is annotated as rRNA-processing protein UTP21. The transcript is spliced from 5 exons. The record is from RefSeq and is a predicted model, not a curated record. Gene Ontology annotation, biological process: rRNA processing. Gene Ontology annotation, cellular component: Pwp2p-containing subcomplex of 90S preribosome; small-subunit processome. The coding region runs from base 73 to 3183 and encodes 1036 amino acids. NCBI's taxonomy places the organism in Eukaryota, Fungi, Ascomycota, Eurotiomycetes, Eurotiales, Aspergillaceae. Gene Ontology annotation, molecular function: protein binding.
UUAUAAUCAAUUCUUGAAAAUCAGGUCGACUGCGCGAGACGCAUAUGAUUUUUAUUGCGGGCAUUUGGCACCAUGUUGUCAACUAACGAUGACGGAUUUGAUCUACCAUCCGCGAAGAGACAGAAGCGAACGGAUACGUUGCAGAGCCAGCCACCUGUUCAAUUUCCUGGUUCCAAAAUAUUUUCACCAUAUCGGACACUAGGACUUGUAACGACAAAAAUUCCAUUCACUUCCGUCCGAUUGGGUAAAUCCACAUAUCAGAUCACUACGUCUGUCGGACGCAGCUUGCAAACCUACGAUUUACAGCGCGGACUUGGCCUAGUUUUUGUGAGCCGACCCCAGACUCCCGACAUCAUAACGGCAACGAUCGCCUGGCAAGAUAGGGUCUUCGCGGCAUGGGGAAGCCUCCAACCUGGAUCUCCAGGGGGCAUAUGGGUCUUCAAGCGCGGCAAAAAAAUCGGAUCGUUGGAGCUACCACCCGAGGUCACCGAGCCUAUCGACCGGCUGUUGGUAUUUGGAUCAUGGGUGAUUGGCAGCUGCGGCAAAUGUAUUUCAGUAUGGAAAAACGCAUCGUACGAGCAUUAUACAACGCUCUUCCCGCAACAGACGAGGGAGUUAUCGACAGAGCAGGUCUAUACUGGCCAGAUUUGCAAUAUGCCAACGUAUCUAAACAAGAUAUUUGUUGGAAGGUGCGAUGGAAAGGUUGAUAUCUGGAAUGUCAAGUCAGGAAAGCUGAUUCACUCGAUAUUGCCAGCGUCGUCUUCCGCUGGGGCUGUGACUGCUCUACAAGCAAGCCCUGUUCUAUCUCUUAUUGCAAUUGCGUACAAGAAUGGUUCAAUUUCUGUUUGUGAUGUGCAAACAGGUCAGGUGGUGCUAUCUUUGCGAAGCAAUGUAUCACGCUCAUCCGAAAUUACAUGUCUCACCUUUCGAACAGACGGGUUGGGUGCAGGCGAAGAUGGCCGAGUACCAGGUGUCAUGGCAACGGCCUGUGCUGAUAGUGGUGAUAUCACUAUGUGGGACUUGAACAACGGUGGCAGAGUAUCUGGUGUUCUUCGCCAGGCACAUGGGGUUUCCAAUGACGAUACAAGCUCUGGCGUGAGCCAUGUCCAGUUCUUGGAUGGUCAACCUGUUAUGAUUUCAUCUGGGGGCGAUAACUCCCUGAAAACGUGGAUCUUCGAUCAGAACCCCUUCUCAAGCACCCCUAGACUUCUUCACUCCCGGAGUGGGCACUCAGCCCCGAUAACCGCUGUUGAAUUUCUCCCUGCUGCAUCUGAUGGAUCGGAGCUUGGAGGUAAGUGGCUGCUAAGCGCAAGCAAGGAUCGCAGUUUGUGGGGCUUCAGUGUGCGCAAGGAUAGCCAGAACACGGAAAUCUCUCAAGGUGCUGUGGAACACAAAUUGAAGAAAAUGGCCGCCUCAAAUGCGACUAGGAAUUCCCAUGCUCUAUCCGAGGAUGGAUUCAAAGCAUCAGAGAUCACUUCUAUCGCCUGCUCCCUGAAUCGAGAUGGUGGGAUGGGGACAACAACAUCUGGUCCCAUUUGGGCCAAUCCGACGGUAACAAGGACUGAUGAUUCUAGCAAGACUGGCUGGGAAAGUAUAGUCACUGGCCACCGUGGAGACAAAUAUGCCCGGACAUGGUUUUGGGGCAAAAAGAGAGCCGGGCGUUGGGCAUUAGAAACUGGCGAUGGCACUGAAGUCAAAAGUGUCGCUAUAUCACAAUGCGGAACUUUUGCGAUAAUAGGUUCUGCAGGGGGGAGCAUAGACAUGUUCAACUUACAGUCUGGCGCUCACCGGCAAAGAUUUCCGGUUCGAGACUCACGGGGCAACGGGAAAGAUAGGCGCACGAGCUCAUAUAAGCGAUCUGACAGCUCUUCGAAGCAUUCAAAGGCAGUCACUGGCCUGGUGAUCGACAGUUUGAACCGAAAUGUUGUAAGCUGUGGUCUCGAUGGGAAAGUUAAGUUCUGGGAUCUUGUUUCUGGAUCACUAGUCGAUGAGCUUGACUGGUAUCCGAUGACAUCAAUCAAUGGACUCCGCUAUAGCCGCACAAGCGAGCUCGUUGCGCUUGGCUGUGACGAUCUUUCCAUCCGCGUUGUUGACGUGGAAACUAGGAAGGUAAUUCGAGAGUUCUGGGGGUGUAUCGGUCAAAUAAAUGAUUUUUCAUUCUCCAAUGAUGGACGCUGGAUCAUUGCUGCAUCAAUGGACUCUACAAUCCGGGUCUGGGACUUGCCAACAGGACACCUUAUCGAUGUUUUCCGUGUUCCCAGCACUUGUACCUCGGUUACUAUGUCCUCAACAGGUGAAUUCCUGGCCACUGCGCACGCAGAUGGCUUAGGGAUAAGUCUUUGGUCUAACAGAAGCUUGUUUGUGCCCAUUUCCACACAGAACGUGGACGAUCGCAAAAUUGGCAGUGUUGGUAUUCCUGCGUCUACCGUUGAAUCCGCAUCAGGCGUCAUCGAGGCGGCAUUUUCCGAAGAGAAUGAGGAAGAUGAGGUAGACGGCCCAUUACCUACUAUUGGCCAGCUCAGUGAAAACAUGGUCACGCUGAGUGUUGUUCCCAAGAGCAAGUGGCAGACGUUCCUUCACUUGAAUCUCGUCAAGGAGCGAAACAGACCAAAGGAGCCCCCUAAAGCCCCUACAAAGGCCCCUUUCUUCCUUCCGAGCCAUCAUCCUGAGUCAAGGACAGCGGAAACUAAGCCCACCAGCUCCCCGGAAUUAGCGAUCGCUGAAAGCUCAAGGAUCGCAAAGAUGCAGCGUAUUGGUGAAAGUGGUACCACAAGCUCCAAGUUUACCAAUCUCUUGAAGUCUGGUCAUAUCUCGAACGACUUUGGCCCUUUCAUCGAAUACCUUAAGUCAUUGCCUCCAGCGAAAGCGGAUCUUCAAAUCAGGUCAUUGGAACCCCGAAGGCAAGCUGAUCGCUCCGAACUGUCAGACUUCGUUAUGGCACUUUCAUUCCGGCUUCACCAGAGGAGAGAUUUUGAGCUUGUUAAUGCUUGGAUGGCCGUUUUUCUGAGAGUCCAUGCAGAUUCUGUGGCAGCAUGUUCCGUUGCUAACGACGACGACGACAAUGAGCUUUUGAAGAAUGCUCUCCUUGCGUGGAGUCAGGCACAACAGCAUGAGGCCCAGCGUUUGGCCGAAUUGGUGGGAUACUGUCGGGGAGUGGUAGGAUUCUUGAGGUCUGCUCGUUGAGUUAUCCGAAUUUAUCUCCACAGUCUCCAAUAUCAGAUGAUGAGCUU